Messenger RNA from Punica granatum (pomegranate), 2465 nucleotides. Lineage: Eukaryota; Viridiplantae; Streptophyta; Magnoliopsida; Myrtales; Lythraceae. The record is from RefSeq and is a predicted model, not a curated record.
AAAUGAAGAAUGAGACGAGCGUGUGUCACUCCAUUACAUAUAUUCCUUUCUUCAUGAGGAAGUUAUGAAGUCUCUUUAUAUUGGCAACACAGGUGGUUUCAAUCUGUCUUGAACAAUCAAGAGUCUAUUCCAUCCACCCGUCUAUUCACUCUCUUGAAGCUUACCGAAAUCCAUCCAGUUAUCUUAGUCGCACUCACGUCUCUUUCUUCACAGCCAAACAUGGACGCUGUCCCAUUGAGCCCGGAGGAGAUGAGACUGAACAACUCGGACAAAAAAAGUUUCCAACGGAUUCUCACUAUAGUUCGCCAUCCUGAGCCUCGCCCCCUGGCUUCCCAUCCACCGAUUGUUUCCUCCUACAAUGACCGCAUCAGGCCUAUCCUUGAUGCCGUGGACCGACUCCGGAAUCUACAGGUCAUGAAGGAGGGCAUCCAGCUCCCGACAAUUGUGGUCGUAGGUGACCAGUCGUCCGGAAAAUCAAGUGUGCUCGAGUCGCUUGCUGGGAUCAACCUUCCCCGGGGACAAGGGAUUUGCACCCGUGUCCCGCUCAUCAUGCGGCUCCAGAACCACCCCUGCCCUGACCCAGAACUUUACCUGGAGUUCAAUGGGAAGCAUGUCGAGACUGAUGAGGAUAAUGUUACAUUCGCUAUCAGUUCUGCCACAGAGGAGAUCGCUGGUCACCAGAAGGGCAUAUCGAACACUCCUUUGACUCUGGUGGUUAAGAAAGACGGCGUCCCUGACCUCACCAUGGUGGACUUGCCAGGGAUCACGCGGGUCCCUGUCCACGGGCAGCCCGAGAAUAUCUAUGAGCAGAUAUCGGAGAUGAUCAUGGAGUAUAUAAGGCCCGAGGAGAGCAUAAUCCUCAACGUGCUCUCAGCCACGGUGGAUUUCUCCACCUGCGAGUCCAUCAGGAUGUCUCAGAUGGUCGACAAGACUGGCCACAGGACCCUGGCAGUUGUGACAAAGUCGGACAAGGCUCCUGAAGGACUGCUCGAGAAGGUCACUGCCGAUGAUGUGAAUAUUGGGCUCGGUUAUGUCUGUGUGAGGAACCGUAUCGGGGAUGAGACUUAUGAGGAGGCAAGGAUGGAGGAGGCGAAGCUGUUCGAUGCUCAUCCCCUACUGUCGAAGAUUGAUAAGAGGAUCGUUGGGAUCCCUGUUCUGUCUGAGAAGCUGAUACAGAUUCAAGCCACUAUAGUCGCAAAGUGCCUGCCAGAAAUUGUGAGGAAGAUCAACGAGAAGCUGCACAACAAUGUCGCCGAGCUUAACAAGAUGCCAAAGGUUCUUUCUACAGUUGCAGAGGCCAUGACUGCUUUUAUGCAGAUUAUGGGAUCGGCCAAGGAUUCUCUCAGGAAAAUUCUUCUGAGAGGUGAGUACGACGAGUACCCACAUGAAAAGCAAAUGCACGGCACUGCAAGAUUCGUUGAGAUGCUGGACCGGUUUGCUAAUGAGCUUCGGAUGGAUGCUGAGACUGGCAAGAAUAGUAGCUUCUUAAUGGAGGAGAUUUCUUUGUUGGAGGAAGCCAAGGGGAUCCGCCUCCCAAACUUCAUUCCCCGAACUGCUUUCCUUACUAUUCUCCACAAGAAGGUGGAAGAUAUUUCCUGUAAGCCUUUCAAGUUCAUGGGCGAGCUGUGGGAUUACAUUGAACUAGUGGUAAUAACUGUCCUCAUGGAUCACUCCAAGAAUUAUCCCCCUCUUCAAGCAUGUAUGAGGAGGGCUGCACAAAAUCUGAUCGGAAAGAUGAAGGAGAGGGCGAUGAUUCGGGUGACGGACAUCAUCGAGAUGGAGAAGCUCACCGACUAUACAUGUGACCCAGAGUAUAUUUCCGAAUGGAAUCAACUGAUGGAGGAGGAGCCGAAGUUACUGGCGGCUAUCGACAGUUAUAAAAAUCCUUCCACUGUGUCUCUAGAAGGGAUCGGAGAGGUUGAAAUUGACAGCCUGAGGCAAUUCAAGCACCAUCUGAAGCAAGCUUUCGAUCUGAAAGUGAGGAUGACUUCUUACUGGAAGAUUGUACUAAGGCGGCUGGUGGACACAAUGGCAACGUUCCUGCUAUUCAAUGUCCAGGUCCUGGUGAACAAGGAGAUGGAGGUGGAGAUGGUGAAUGAUCUCGUCGGGCCCCAUGGGGAUGGGAUCGAGAGGAUGUUAGAGGAGUCCCCGUCGGUGGCAAAUAAGCGGGAGAAGCUGAAGAGGAGCAUCAAGCUCUUAAGAGAGUCAGCUGACAUUGUUGCUACAAUUAUUCACAGGGCUGCUGCUAAUGCUGAUCUCGAAUAGUUGUUCAACAAUUUAUCAUUGUUGUGUCCGAGUUUGUUCUUACUGCUUUUCUUUCAUUCCUGAACUGUCUGCAAGUUUUAGUUCCUGUCUUGUGUCCGCAGACUUGCAGUAUGUUUCGACAUAUCCCUCUGUAUUUGUAAGUUGCAUCUAAUGCCUGUUCGUGUGUCGUAUCUAAUAUGUGUUUCCCAUAUUUUCCUAUA